Molecule: messenger RNA, 1680 nt
Organism: Priapulus caudatus
Lineage: Eukaryota; Metazoa; Priapulida; Priapulimorpha; Priapulimorphida; Priapulidae
Exons: 6
Coding region: 1-1680 (559 amino acids)
Source: RefSeq, a predicted model, not a curated record
AUGCUUUACUUUGUCGCAGGAACGGCUGAUCCGACGCAGGCGUUGCUGGCCGGUCGUCGCAGGGUUGCAGAGCUGGAGCUGUACGACCAGGGCGACGAUAGCUCCACGAAUCAGCGAUUCGACCCCUACUUCCUCGCCCAGCAGCUUGACAGCGAGCACGAGAUCGGCGACAACAUAGAACUCAUCCCCGAUGAAGAACAAGCGGAAGAACCUUUUACGACGAACUGUAACGGCAUGUGGUCGGCGCCCGCGGGCUGCGUGCGCGACGACUGCAAGUACAGAGCCACCUGGCGGUACGAUGCCGAGUCGGACAUGAUUAGGUUCGUGCUCCGGCAGAGGAUGACGGAUCCCGAAUGGAUGGCCAUAGGAUUCUCUCGCGAUAAGAAGAUGGUGGCCGAUGUCCGGAUGUCGUGUAUGGAUGGGUGGAACCGCGAAUCCGGAAAGGUCGUGGUGCGAGAUGGAUUUCUCUUCAAGUAUGCUCCGGCUGUCAGGGACACGCGCGACGACAUCGUCGGCAUCUCCGGCCGACACGAGGACGGCAUGACGACGCUCGAGUUCUCGCGACGUCGCGACACUGGCGACGCGAUGGACCUGGCCUUCACCGACGACGACUGUCUCUACAUGCUGCACCCCGUCGCAACGAACCGCUACGUGCCGGCGAUGGAACACAUGCUGCGGCACCGACGCACGCCGCUAGUGUCCGACGCCCCAGUCUGCGUGCGCGCGUGCGCGGCGGCCGCUUUCGUCGGCAGCAGCAAUAAUAUCGGCGACAGCGCUAUUCUCGUGAGGCCAGACGAGACGGACGUCGGCGUGAGGACAGACGGUACGGACGGAGGAGUCUUCGGGAAACCUUUCUUCGUCGAUUCCCGUGACGGAGGCGUGCAGACGAGAGUUCCUUUCAACCCCUUCGCCCCAGCGGGAGGGACAGACGACGGGACGGUCAUCAUGGCGUUCGAUCCGUACGGGGAACACGAGCAUGGUGGCCACGGCGAUCAUACGGACCACUACCGCAACCACCAGGAGUACCCGAUGAACCAGGAAGGAGAGAAUGGUGGCCGGCGGCCAACGGACGGCGGGAAUGUUGGACCGGGAGUGGCGGAUGGACGGGGUCCGUCUCAGAAUGGUAGACCGGAGCCUGGAACGCGCGGUGAUUCAUUCCCUGGUGAUGGGCGGGGACCUUUCCCGAAUGGUGGAAGACAACCAGAAACUGGGGAUGGACAAGGACCAAUCCAGAAUGGUAGAAGGCAACCAGGAACUGAUAAUGGACAGGGACCUUUCCCGAAUGGUGGAAGGCCAACAGGAACUGGAGAUGGUCAGGGACCUUUCCCGAAUGGUGGAAGGCCAACAGGAACUGGGGAUGGACAAGAACCUUUCCAGAAUGGUGGAAGACAACCAGAAACUGGGGAUGGACAGGGACCUUUCCAGAAUGGUGGAAGACAACCAGAAACUGGGGAUGGACAGGGACCUUUCCCGAAUGGUGGAAGACAACCAGAACUCUGGCCUAACAGGAAACUAGGGAUUGGACAAGGACUUUAUCCAGACAUGGUGGAAGGCCAACAGGAACUCGGGAUGGACAAGGAACCUUUCCAGAAUGGUGGAAGACAACCAGAAACUGGGGAUGGACGAGGGACCUUUCCAGCAUAUGGUACGAAGACAACCAGAACACUGGGGAUGGACUAG